AUGUUUUUUUAUCAUCUAUUUCAUUCUCCAGUUUAGGGACAAAACGCCAUACACAAUAAUGUUUGGACCGGACAAAUGUGGCAAUGAUAUUAAGCUGCAUUUUAUUUUCCGCCAUGUUAAUCCUAUAAAUGGUACCAUAACAGAAAAGCAUUGCAGGAAAGCAAAGGAUCGACUAGAUGAGCCAUUCAAGGACAAGCAACCACAUCUUUAUCAAUUGGUUGUACGUCCAGACAAUACGUACGUUAUCCGUGUCGAUCAUAAGACGAUCAAUGAGGGAUCUUUGUUCACUGAGUUUAUGCCACCGGUAAAUCCACCAAAAGAUAUCGACGACCCGACCGACUUCAAACCGGAAAAUUGGGAUGAAAGGGAAAAAAUUCCAGAUCCUGAUGCGAAGAAACCCAAUGAUUGGAAUGAAGAUGAACCACCACAAAUACCGGAUCCAAAUACCUCCAAGCCAGAAGGAUGGCUUGAUAACGUAGAAGAAAUGAUUUCGGAUCCUAACGCAGAGAAACCAGUUGAUUGGGACGUAGAUAUGGAUGGUGAAUGGGAAGCACCUUUGAUUGUUAAUCCCGCUUGCGAGAAGGUUGUCGGUUGUGGUUUAUGGAAACCUCCUUUAAUUUCCAAUCCCAACUAUAAGGGCAAGUGGCGUGCACCAUUGAUUGAUAAUCCCAACUAUCAGGGAAAAUGGGCUUCUAGGAAAAUACCUAAUCCGGAUUUCUUCGAGGAUAAAAACCCUUUCAGGAUGACCACUAUUGCCGCAAUUGGUAUCGAACUGUGGUCGAUGUCUAGUGAUAUUCUGUUUGACAACCUUAUCAUAGUCGACGACGAAACUCUUGCCAGAGAUUGGGCAGCCCAAACUUAUGAUUUGAAAAGAAAACUGAUUGAUAGAGAAGCGAAUACUCUAUGGGAUCGAGCGAUGAAAUAUAUGGGAUACAAACCAGGAUAUUGGUUCGCAUACUUCGUAUACUGUUCAAUUCCGGUUAUUGCUUAUAUUUGGUUCCUGCUUAAGCGUCGGGACAAAGAGAGCACACCCUCUCCUAUUGCGCGAGCUAAGAAAACCGACGAAUAUUCUUUCGACAGCGAACACAGGGAAGAAACUGUCAUAUCAAAGUCAAACCUGAACUCGAAUGAAGACGAUAGGGUACAAUCAAAUGCUGCAGAUUCCCAACAGGCAAAUGAUAACUACGAAGAUGAAGAGGAUGACCAGGACGACGAAGAAGAAGAAGAAGAACAACACGUUUUAACCCCUGAAGGAAAAGAUACAGCUGGGCAACUUCAGGAAGAUACUAACAAGCCUGCUAUGGAACCAGAAGGUGGUGUCAAAAAACGAAAGCCUAGGAGGGAAUGAAACUAUUUUACUAUUUUAUUUAAUGAAUUCUCAUUAUCUUCUACUAGAGUAAUCUUAAAUUAAACAUUAUUUUAUGUGUAGCGUUCAAUAAAGAGCAAAUACCUUCUGUGCGAUAAUGGAUUUUAUAUUUUAGAUCAGAUUUUAAUACCUAUACUUUUGCAUUGCGAACGAAUUGUAUUCGUGAUCAGGUUUUGGUAUCAAUAAAUUGGAACAAUUCAUAAUGCGUUUUUAGACACUGUAGUACAUAAUAAAAAGUCAUAAUUUAAAGUGUGUACCAAUCUGCCGGAUAAUUUAGGCGC
This is a messenger RNA of Ochlerotatus camptorhynchus, 1647 nucleotides long. RefSeq names its product calnexin-like. Gene Ontology annotation, molecular function: calcium ion binding. NCBI's taxonomy places the organism in Eukaryota, Metazoa, Arthropoda, Insecta, Diptera, Culicidae. Gene Ontology annotation, cellular component: endoplasmic reticulum; endoplasmic reticulum membrane. The record is from RefSeq and is a predicted model, not a curated record. The coding region runs from base 59 to 1348 and encodes 429 amino acids. Gene Ontology annotation, biological process: protein folding. The transcript has 5 exons.